GCCCGCCAAUGUUACGGCGUUUGUGGUGCCUUUUUUGCUCGCGAGACGAUUUUUCUCUCACUCCCGCACAACCAUAGGGGAAUUCGUUUGCCGCACGUAACCACCACGUCGUGAUAUCACUUUAUUUUGCAAAGAACCAUUGCCGCAGAACUGUGAGUGACAAUAAAGAAAGAAAUCAUCUAAGCUGGACGCAAGAAGGAUUUCCUCAAAUAUUCAAAUUAAUUACCCCUGUUGGUGGCAUUGACUAUGGCCGUCGUCGAUUGCGGAUCGAAAGAAAUGUAAUCCAAGCAAGCCGUGGCAACCGUGGACUGCCGUAGUAGGCUAGAAGGUACCACCGGUCUUUCAGCCAUGUGCCACCUGGUGGACUAAUGCACCGUUGAACCACCCGUGAAUGGGUCGCGUAAGACGCUCAAAUUGGUUCCGCAUUAUCUCAGCUGCCAGUCGAGCGCGCUACCGCCGGAUAUUCCGGAGACUGUCCAAGCGCUACCGGCUUCCGUUGCCUUCGACCAUUACUGCCAGUCGUCGGAAGCAGCUGGAAAAGCGGUUCUGCCGACUGAUGCAUAAGCAACAGCUUGCCCACGAACUUGGCGCUCAUCAUCGGGAGCAAAACCUGGUGCUGGAUAAACGUGUCGGAGCGGUCGUCAGCUGUCGUCAGGGUGCUACGAUUCCGGAAUAUUUCAGAAAGCGUAUACUGAAGCAGCGAAGAAGUGUGGAGAACGAGAAUAAGGCAGAGAAGGAAGAUGAUGGGGAAGUGGUAACAGCGGAUGAAGGUGAUUCUGAGGUCGAAUCUUCGGAAGAAAGUGGCGAAUCUGCAGAAGAGACGGAAGUUGGAGGGGCAGAAGCUAAAAAGCAGGUCGAAAUUCCUGAUCCGACAAAGUUCUCAGUUCUAAAGCAGGAGAUCAAGGAAUACUGUGCAGUGCAAGAGAAAGUUCAGAUAAUCAUUUCAAUGUUGAAAUCGAGAGCACAGGAGUUGGAAAAGGACGAUGAGGUGAGCGAAGACAUCAAACCAGAGCAGGUAUCAAAAGAAGAACCAAGUGAACCGAAAUCUCCGGUGAAGCAUGAACAGCAAGAGAUCGAGAACUCCGAAUUGGAAUCGUUGAACAAGUAUUACGAGAACUCUGAUGAAGAUGAACCGGAAGUGGUUGCGAAAGACGAGAAAGAUUCAGACGUGGAACUGGUAGAGGAGGUGGAUUCAAAGACAGACAUUGUUUUCGUAGAUGCAGAUGCUCUGGAAGACGAUUCCAAAGAUGAAAAACCGAUCAUCGCUGAUUCUAAAGAGUGCGUUCUGCCAACGAAGACAUUGAAGGAAAUCUCCAAAACCGAUCUGUUUGAUCCCACCUUCAGCACUAUCAAAUUGGAACCAUUAGUCAAAAAGAAUUCGGUGGUCGAUUCGCUCUUCAGCAAGUUCAAUUUGAAACUCCCUACUUCUCCCCCAAAACCAGUUGCGUCUACAGCAGAAAGCGAAACCGAUUCAAGCAAUGGAAGGCUACGUGAUCGACGGAAGCUUUCGAUUAAACCCCAAUACGCUGAAGAAGAGGAACCGAAGAAAAAACGGCCGUCCAAAAUAUUCGACAAAAUCCACAAGCAGCUCAAUCUCGAUUUGGAGAAUUCAAACUCGAACUCGUCGACGGAGUUCUAUGGCUUUGACGAAGGCGAGGCCAUCAAGCUGGACAAACCAAGCGUCCCUGGAUUGCUUCCGACGCCAAUCGUAAAGAAAUCCCGUCCAAAUGCGCCGUUCCUAGCGCCUGGUACCAUUGCCGAGGACAUCAAGAUCGAAAACCGCGAUGAUCUCUUCCGUGAAGAGGGUAUGGUCUCAUUUGGGUCGCUACCGCCGCGACUCGAAUGUCCUCGGCGGCCAGAUGAUAUGGUCCGACCCAGAACUGUCGCCCAGAAGCGAAUUUUGUUGCAGAAGAAGAACGAUGUGCGCUAUCUGAUGAUCGACAAUGAGUCAAAGAUCUUUAAUGAGAUCGAGAAGCGAGGUAAGAACAUCGACGUCGAGUUAGACCAAGAGCGGAUGGAGGAAUUGCAGGAACAGAACAUACCUUUCACAAGGGACACUUGGAAGGCGCUGUCCUGGUUGCGAACAGAGAAGGGGAAAUACUUUUUCCAAACUUUGAGGGUCGAUAAUCACUACAUUAAGCUGGCCGGCUGCAGAGGCAAUCAUGCCGCAAAGAGAUUAGGUAAGAAGCAGCUCUCUGCUCCAGCCACUGUAAGCCGGAAGCACGUUUGCCAUUGUCCAGAGUAUCCUACAAAUGUGAACAUUGAUCUCAGCCUUAUUGAACCUCAAAGUGAAACAAAAGUCAAAACCGAGCCAGAAGAACCAAUCCCUGCCGAACCCGAAUCGGACAAGAAAUUGCUAUGUAACCCUAUACCAACCCCAAUUCGAACUCAACCAGGCCCGCUUUCCUCCAAAUUGCGCUACGACUAUGAGCUGUUGAACCGCACCGAAGAUGGAGCCUACCUCGGCCCUCUAGAAGUCCUACAAAUGCCAACAGUACAAAUCGAGGUGUUUCCUCGCAUAGAUCGACCGUUGGAUCCAACAGUCAAGCCAUACCUCAAAAUGAUGCUCCCAUUUCAUGGGAUCACCGAGAAGUGGGCUCGCUUCGCCGUGUCUACCUUGAAAACCCCAGACCGCAGAGAGGAGGACAUCCCCGAAGAGGAUCGUUCGUUUUCCUUCACCAUGCCGUACCUGAACAACCAACGGAGGAUUCUGAUUCGCAGAAGGCUAGUCCAGCGCUCUUCUUCCAAUUCUCCCGCCGAAAGUUUGGACAGGUUCGAACAGGAAUUGGAAGAACCUCUCACGUUCCGCAAGCAUUUGGAUGAUGCGCUGGACGGGGAAGAGGAGGUGGACCUGGUAGAAAAGGAAUGCGCCGACGUUUUGUCCGAGCUAACGAACGCGGUUGCCAUCGGUUUGGCGGGGGAUGUUUUCAUCGGGGACGAUCCGGAUUGCGACUACACCAAAGAAGACAAACCGAUAGAGCGAUCGGCUGCUCAGCAGGACGGGGUGAAGAACUUCGAGAAUGCUGCCAAAUCGAAACGGAUGCUAUGUAUGAUUACCUCUUCCAGCCGCGAGAUGAAACGCCUCAACGCUACCAUAAUUGAAACCAUACCGGAACCUAUGCCGUCUCCGGCGGAGGACAGCAAACCACGCUGCGACGAGCGGUACUGCGGUAAAGGAUGCAUAUGUGACGUUUUCAGCACCAAGCAUGGAAAGGUGUCCCGGACGCACUGCAGCAAGCUGGAUUGCAUUUUCGGGUGCCAGUGUGGAUACGAUAAAAAGCGCAGCUCAACGAAAGACCUGAAGCCCGACAUGAGCGAAGAAGGUUUAUCAGCUUUAACCAGCGAAGACGUGAAGUACCUGCGCGAGAAGGCCACCGCCCGGCUGGCCAAAGAGGAGCGGGAUUUUACUCCAACUGUGAUAAUGACCAACAACAGUACGGUGUUGGUUCGAAAUACGGAAACGGAAGCCAGAAGACACAAAAAGAAACCUAAGAAAUACGACGACUAUUACAAUGAGAAUAGCGUUAAAAGUCUGAUGAAUGGGAUUAUUCCCAGCGAGGAAGAACCACGUGAACCUUCGAUUGAACGGAACAAGACAAGCUCUGUCAUUGGAAAUCAGCCCCUCAGCCUGGCCGAUAGAAUACGCCAUACGCACGUGGUUCUGAACAAGCUGCAGGAUUUGGACCACAUCGAGCCUUGGUGCAUGAUCCACUGUCUGUACCGUUGUUACUGCCAUGGCAAUGCAACCCACGGAAAGCCGUUCAAGUUCAAUGAGGAAAGCGAUAUUGUCUUGCCAACGCCAGUCGUACCGGUUCUGGACCCUCUCCUAACGGUUUACGAACCUCGCCGUCGACGUCUAUACUCAUUCGAGAAGACGGAAACCACCAUUCCCACCAUUCCGGAAGUUAGAGAGCCUUUCCGCAAGCGAGAUAGUUCAGAAGAAUCUUACAAGCCCUGGAAUGAAAGGCGUAAGAAGAAGAGGAGAACGCUUGAAGAGCAACUUCCAAGCUCUCCAGAUAAGAAAAUAAGUGAAGACUCUGCACCGUCUUCUACGAGGGCAUCCAUCGAAGAUCUGCAAAUCAACGACGGUCAGACUUGUAGACGAGUAAUUCCAGUGAAUAGAAAUUUCUACAAAACGAGAAACUACUACAGGAAAAGCCGUUACUUGAAGGAGAUCGAAGAAGCCAAGCAAAACAAUCCUUUCGCCGAGAAGCGACUGAAGCAUCUACUAGACAAGUGCGAAAAGGCGUUCUUUGAGGAGCGAAGACGGGAACUGGAAAAGCAAGCAAUGAAAGCCAUUAAGGACCGCGAACGCCAACGGCAGAUCAGCGAAGGGGACAGUAAGCAACCGAAGGAUCCUCCGAAGGAACCAAUCUUUAUCGACAUCGUGGCAACGGAUGCUAAAAUUAGGCAGAACAUAUUACUCGCACCUCUAGUAGACAACAGAACAUUGAUCUACUGUGGCAAGAAGAAGUAUUACGUAGAUAGUGAAGCAAUCACAAGCGGAAAAAUCAACCUACUGAACAUUGCACGUAAAUUCAGAAGAACGGUUUGCAUCCUCAGGCGGGUCGAGAGUGAUGCGCGAAUAAAACCGAUCACGUUCAGCUACAAGGGCGAAACAAUCAUGCUCAAAGGUCGCAAGUACCGAAUGAAGGAGCCCUACGAGCAGCGUGCAAACGAACACGUGGACUUUGACUGCGAAAGUGAUGAUCAAGAAUCGACUUCUUCGUUAGCUCUGGAGUCUCUCGUUGCCACUGAGGUAGAUCCCCAAAAGGCGAUGCUUGAUCAGGUCAACUCGGACAUCAUGCACACUAUGCAGCACAUCCGAGAGAUGAUGCGUAAAAAUACCUCACGGCUUAAUCCUCCGAAAAAGGGGAUUCUGUACUUGUUCAGGUGGGAAAAGUUCCUGCAGGCCUUCAACGAAGAUCAAGUGGACGUGUGGGACAUAACCUUCCAAAAUGGGUCAGAAUUGAUUAUAUUGACUACGGAUAACACUCGGAAGAACACCCCUACCUUCAAGAAUGCAAAAUCCGUCCGCCUCGCCAGAAAAUGCACGUUUGAAUCACGAGGAACAUCCCUUCUUACCAAAAUGGUUCUUCAUCAAAUCGACAAUCCGGAAACGAACAAGUUGUCUUUGGUGUUGUUCGGAACGGACAAGUAUUGGCGCUUUUGUGGGUUCAUCAAAGCGGAAAAUAACUAUCUGGAUAAAGGUUGCGAGGUCCGGCCAACUCCGGUCUCCCAUCCAAAGUUGGCACCGAAAAUCAAUCGCUACUAUGAAGCAUUCGCUGCCAGUAAAAAGAAAAGUGAAGCUGCUGUUCAGAAGAAUCCAAGUCUUCUCAAUGCACCUCCCAAACCAGUUGAAGUUCCGAAACCAAUUAAGGAAGAAAUUCCCACGGAGCAGACGUCGUCUACACCUGACAUCCCAGCGGCAAUAGCAAUGGUCAAAUCCAACAUAAGGCUGAUGGAAACCAAGAUCAAAGAUUUCAAGAACAUCGCCAUUCCAAACGUGGGGAUGCGACGGUGGUUCAUGCUGAACGUGGUGAACGAUUUCAGCGACAUCUACAUACCCAGUUGGAAGUCCUGUCUGGCUUACGCUCGAAUAAAGCAAGCAAUUCAGCUGGCAAAUCGGUACAACAAAACGGUGAGACUAACUUCGAUCGUUCAGAAGAAUAACCAAGCAGAUGUCCUGCCGCAGAUCUAUGCCGCGCCGAUGCAGGGCGAGUGUAUCUUCCUGGGACCGUACAGCUACACGCAGAACAUCGAUUUGAUCCUGUGCCAGAAUGUGGAAGGCAAGAUGUACACCAGGGAGGAGUACGAGCGUAAUAAUCAUAUCGUGCGAUCGGAUCACACGACCGGUUCGUGGUUGUACAUGAAGCCGAACGUGACCUCGACGACAACGACAACGUCGUUUGUUCAGGAACAGGAAUCGAACGCGGUGACGAAGCAGUCAGCGGAAGUGCAGAUUUCUCCUGCAUCUAGUUCCACUUCUAUUGGAGGCUCUGUCAGCAAUCCCAGCAAUGAUGAUUGUGUAGUUAUCGACGACGAAGAGGAAUCCGUUGAAACGCCCACUACCAUGUCAUCCCCAACGGAAUCGAAGCACAUACCACCGGAGCCUGAACCUGAACCUGGAACAUCUAACAACAACAGUCAACUGGAAUCUCUUAUCCAUCAACUCUACAACGAUUCCGACUCGGACGAUGCCGCACCUUCGGAAGCUUCGUCCACCACCUCAAAAGCUACCACUACGUCCACCACCAUUACGGCUAGUUCCUCUGAUCCACAGAUCGAACCUCCUCCGGCUCAGCAAUCGAAAAAUCAACUAUCGCUUCUAGUUGAAAAGACCAUUGCUGAAAGCAAACAGCUACAGGUUAAACCUCCAGUAGCGCCAACGCCAUCUCCAUCGCCGCGAGUGGUUCCCAGCAAUAGUGCCAUAUCUGUCCGACGUAUGUCUGUCGUUGCAACGCCUACUUUUGCUACCCCUGCGGCCGUCGUGGAGAGGAAAAAGUUGCAGAUCCCCAGCCGCAGGCUGUCUUACAUUCCUUCGGCUACCACAAUCGUCCCAGCUCAAAGCGCCGUAUUCAAAAAACUAUCGGAUCUGCCACUGAAGCGCAAAUCAACGGGAUCGACUGAAGUCAUUAUCAACGCUGCAGCCGAAGAAGUGAAGAAAACUCGCUUGUCUUUACCUGUGUCGACCGCUUCUGCGCCACCCGCCAAGGUUCCUUCGGUUGAAGAGAUCGUAUGUUUGGAUGAUGAUGAAGACUCCGCAGAUCCUUCCAAGAAACCGAACCCGUCGGUUGCCUCAUCAAGCAAAACUCCGUCUUGCACCACCGUUCUGAAUCGUCAGCAAGCUGCGCUGAUAGCCAGCAAGAUCAAUCUGCUGAACCCAAGUCAAAAGGGGUUGGUAUACAAUCCAUCCACCGGAGUGCUCCGCAUCAAACGGUCCCUGAUGAAUAGCCUAACGGAAGGUACCAAUGUCACCAUCCCACCCUCUUCAAGCUCAAAAGCGGUUACUAAUUCAGCCUUAGGUAACCAAGCGUCGACUGUCGUCGCCAGUUCUCAGGUAUCGCCGAAAGCUUCGACAGUUCCAGUCAGCAAACCCGUUCCAAGUUCAGUGAUAACUCCGCCGACAACGCCAAAGUCGCCAUCGGUCGUACCGACAGCUGGGUCGCAGGUCUACAUCGAACCUCCGAAGGUUCCCACGGAAGGCGUACUGCGGAGCAACAUCCCCGGGCUGGGAGUGGUCCCGGUGCUAUGGUCGGUAAGCGACAUCAUCAUCAAGGUGCGGGAACUGUCCGUCAAGCAGCAGUACGUCCGACUGGCCAACUUUGAAGCGGCCGUUGUGCUGCUGAAUCGAUUCAUUCGGAAGAACACCUACACCUUCAAACCAUUCUCAUUAACCAUUGGGUGGAAGUUUGAGGCCAGAGCCGAGCCGUUGCCCGCGCCAGAGCAACUCAUCAACACCAUCAACCUCAGAUGCGUCGUAACCAGCGAUGGAGUCAUCGACCUGUACAAGGCCAGUGCAAUCAUCGCCUUCCAGACGACGAAGCCCAAUUUUUACGAGGAGCUACUGUUGCUUCGCCUGUCGAUAUUGUGCUGCAAAAAGGAACAGUAUGAACAGGAACAGUGCCAUAAGUUCUUCGAGAACAUAUUCAUCAAGGCCACCAACACCAUCAAAGAGCUAACACAAGCGUCGGAAGCGCUGACCACGCAGCAAAACUUCCUCCGCGAGCAGCAAAAGGAACGUCGCGCCAUCGUGGAAAAGCUGCAGGCAUCUCAAGGUAUCGUCUCAGGGAAACCCACGAUCCAGAUAGUGUCCAAGCGAGUGGCCGUACCGCAAUCGAUAUUGGACCGUGUUUCCAAGCCUCAUCCUUCGGUAGCGUCAUCGAGUUCAACGUCGGCUCCAUCGGCGGCGGCGGCAUCCGCCAGCCAACCAAAAGAGUCUGUGAUUGUACUGGACGACGAUUAGAUUUGUUCGUUACGAGCGAUUUGGAAGAAUCGCCUCAUCAGUGGUAAGUAGGCUGCCGGCUACUCCACUGUGGAAUCAGCGUUAUUUAUUUUAUAGUAGCUUCAACGAGAAUGUUAGGGUAAUUGUUACAUUCACCAGUUUUAUUUUGAAAAAAAAACGUCGAAUUAUGUUUAAUUUUGUCCUAAAUAUAGUAGCACAAAAAGCUUUCCUAGGGAAAAGAUUAACUAAAUUAAGUGUAUCUAGCUGUAUAUAGGUGAAAUUGAUUAAGAGAAAAUGGAUCUCUUGGCGUUAAGCACACAAAGCAACUGUCUCGUUUAGAUAUAUGGAUUAUCGGUUUUAGCAUUUAGCGAAAUCGAUCAUACGCAUCACAAUACAAAUCAAGAAUCGUAAGGUGUCUGUGUUCGAAA
Aedes aegypti (yellow fever mosquito) is the source of this 8373-nucleotide messenger RNA. RefSeq lists its product as uncharacterized. The transcript has 7 exons. NCBI's taxonomy places the organism in Eukaryota, Metazoa, Arthropoda, Insecta, Diptera, Culicidae. Bases 392 to 7966 code for a protein of 2524 amino acids. The record is from RefSeq and is a predicted model, not a curated record.